Messenger RNA from Hypomesus transpacificus, 2197 nucleotides. RefSeq names its product ERGIC and golgi 3 (gene ergic3). Gene Ontology annotation, biological process: endoplasmic reticulum to Golgi vesicle-mediated transport; retrograde vesicle-mediated transport, Golgi to endoplasmic reticulum. Gene Ontology annotation, cellular component: endoplasmic reticulum membrane; endoplasmic reticulum; Golgi membrane. NCBI's taxonomy places the organism in Eukaryota, Metazoa, Chordata, Actinopteri, Osmeriformes, Osmeridae. The record is from RefSeq and is a predicted model, not a curated record.
GUGAUCCUUUUCCAGUACCGAUGUGUUUCGCGAUCAAGAGUGUCCUUUCCGGCAGAUUGACAGACGAUGGACACGUUAAAUAAACUAAAGCAAUUUGAUGCAUAUCCCAAAACACUAGAGGAUUUCAGAAUUAAAACAUGGGGUGGAGCAACCGUCACCAUCAUCAGUGGGCUCAUCAUGCUGAUCCUGUUCUUCUCUGAGCUGCAGUAUUAUCUCACAAAGGAGGUCCACCCUGAGCUGUUUGUGGACACAUCACGGGGAGACAAACUGAAAAUCAACAUCGACGUCAUAUUCCCUCACAUGCCCUGUGCCUACCUCAGUAUUGAUGCCAUGGACGUAGCAGGAGAGCAGCAGCUGGAUGUGGAACACAACCUGUUCAAACAGAGACUGGACAAGGAUGGCAAACCUGUCACCACAGAAGCUGAGAAACAUGAGAUGGGUAAAGAAGAAGGGGGGGAGGCGUUUGACCCCAGUAAAUUGGACCCAGAAAGAUGUGAGAGCUGCUAUGGUGCUGAAACGGAAGAUCUGAAGUGUUGUAACACCUGUGAUGACGUGCGGGAGGCGUACCGCAGACGGGGCUGGGCCUUCAAGAACCCAGACACCAUCGAGCAGUGCAAGAGGGAGGGCUUCAGUCAGAAGAUGCAAGAGCAGAAGAACGAGGGCUGUCAGGUCUAUGGAUUCCUGGAGGUCAACAAGGUGGCUGGGAACUUUCAUUUUGCCCCAGGAAAAAGUUUCCAGCAGUCUCAUGUCCAUGUGCACGCUGUGGAAAUUCAUGAUCUGCAGAGUUUUGGACUGGACAAUAUCAACAUGACCCACUUAAUCAGGCACCUGUCUUUUGGGAGGGACUACCCCGGGUUUGUAAACCCUCUGGAUGGCACGGACGUUGCAGCUCCGCAAGCAUCAAUGAUGUACCAGUACUUUGUGAAAAUAGUCCCAACUAUUUAUGUCAAAGGAGAUGGAGAGGUGGUGAAAACAAACCAGUUUUCUGUGACCAGGCAUGAGAAAGUGGCUAACGGACUAAUAGGAGACCAGGGUCUACCAGGAGUGUUUGUGUUGUAUGAACUCUCCCCCAUGAUGGUCAAGUUCACAGAAAAGCAGCGAUCGUUCACACAUUUCCUGACAGGAGUAUGUGCCAUCAUUGGGGGGGUGUUCACAGUGGCUGGCCUAAUAGACUCAUUGAUAUACCACUCAGCCAAAGCUAUACAGAAGAAGAUUGAGCUGGGCAAGGCCUCCUAGUGGUGGAAUUCUAUGGUGCUGGAGUUAGCGCAGCCUGUGGUGUGCCCCAAUCUCCGGAAGGCUCUCUUGGAUAAAGGAAGUGACUACAAACAGACUCACUGCUUCCUACUUAAGCUGACAACACACUAGGAACUUUUCACAUAUUUCCCAGAAUGGAUGAAUCUGUCUGAACUCUCUCACAUCUCAACCUCUGAGAUUCUGCUGUUUUCUUCAGUUUCUUUGUUCCACAAACAAAAGUGCAUUUUCCACAAUCCCCCUCGAAGCCCCACCCCCUAUGCGUUUGUGAAGUUCAGAAAUGAUCGGACUCGCAUUAGCAAUUUGCUGUCAAUCUGUACCAGCCAAUCACAGAACAUGGGGUUGGGAGUUAUUGCCAUGUAUUGCUGACUCAUGUCCAAUAGUUUGAGAUCUGAGUAAACACCCAAAGGGAGUCUGAGAUGCCAGUCUAGAGAAAACUAAGGACAACGGCUUUUCCCCAAAGUGUUGGUAGUGAUUCACAGUCGAUUCCGUUUUGAAAACAGAUUCCGAUCGUUUGUUUUCUUUCAUCUCGCCACUUUAUCUUACUUGCCAACUAUUCUUCUGUGUUGCAGUGGACAUAUCCUCGACCAUCACGCUUUCUUUACUUAAUAAAAAGUCAUUUGUAGUGUGUUGUUUCCCAACAGACAGAGUGUCUGUGUCGCUCGGUGAAUGUGCGUGAUGUGUGGAAUCCCACUGGAUGAGAGUGCCACUCAAGGAGACUGGGUUGGCUGUUUUGGAUGUGAUGGCACCUUUGACAUCCAGUUCAGGGGGCAGGGGAAGUCACGCGUAGGUGUGAGUGUGUGAAUGUGCAAGGGUGUGUGUGAGGAGUGUGUGUGUGUGUGUGUUCAUCUGGUGCUGUGAACAGCCUAUUUUGCAGGUGGGAAAGAUGUAUUUAUAUUGUCCAAAACCGUUUUUAAAAUUAUGAAAAUAAAUGUUGAAUAAACCA